This is a messenger RNA of Nematostella vectensis (starlet sea anemone), 3158 nucleotides long. Its product is annotated as N-acetylated-alpha-linked acidic dipeptidase 2. Gene Ontology annotation, molecular function: carboxypeptidase activity. Lineage: Eukaryota; Metazoa; Cnidaria; Anthozoa; Actiniaria; Edwardsiidae. Bases 91 to 2373 code for a protein of 760 amino acids. The transcript has 17 exons. The record is from RefSeq and is a predicted model, not a curated record.
UUUUGCUCUUUAUUUGAUGGGAGUUCCUAAAGGGUGGGACUGUGAGAGUGUUUUGGUGUGCAAUUUGCGAGCGAGUCGAAAGGGGCAAGAAUGGAAGACGAGCAAGCUCCGGAAAAGGCAGAAUUCAUCCCUGCAAAGGAUUCCGAAGACGAAGAAAAAGGUGGCAGCGAUUGCAAGCAGCAAUCUUCACUCAAAUGCUGCACUUGCAGAGUUUGCUGUAAAGUUCAGUUGGUCUUGCUAGUGCUGCUGUUCGUCCUGGGAGCUGCGGCAGGCGGUUUCCUUGUCCGGCAUUUUUUCUUUUUCAAGUGCGAUAAAAGUGAUGCCAUGAGCGAGCAAGCAGAAAAAGCUCACUUGGAGAAAGCCUAUAUCGAAGCGCUGGGCAAAGUUUCCAUUUCAGAGCUAAAGAAAAACUUGAAAUAUUUCUCGAGUGUUCCACGUUUGGCAGGGACGAACGGAAGUUACCAGCUAGCACUGUACCAGGAGAAAGAGUUCAAGAGUUAUGGGUUUGAUAAUGUGGAGCUGAAGAAAUACGAAGUGUUACUUUCCUACCCAAACAAACCAGGGUUCGUAGCGCUGCUCUACGCCAACCAUACAGAGCAGCAUAGAUCAGCAGAACAAGAGCGAGUGCUUGACGCGUCCGAGAACCACACUGACAGGGUGUCCCCUUUCAACGCGUACUCGCCAUCGGGGGACGUUAAGGGGAAACUAGUCUAUGUUAAUUAUGGUCGCGAAGAAGACUUCAAAUACCUGAAAGACAACAACAUUAACGUGACUGGGAAGAUUGUCAUUGCGAGAUAUGGAAAACUCUUCCGAGGUGGAAAGGCUCAGAAUGCAGAGAGGCGCGGAGCCAAGGGCCUGAUCCUCUACUCCGAUCCCGCCGACACCGGGGGACAGGAAAAGACCUAUCCAGACGGCAUGGCCCUCUCUCCGGACGGCGUGCAGAGGGGCAACCUGUGGAUGGAGAAAGGAGAUCCCCUCACCCCAGGAUACCCCGCAACAGAUGGCAUUUAUCGUCGACCGGAAGCGGAAGUACCUUUUCCAAAGAUUCCGGUGAAACCAAUCUCAUGGGAGGACGCCGAGCCUCUACUUAGAUCAUUGACUAAAGGAAAUGCACCCGAUGAGUGGCAGGGAGGCCUGGUCACCAAGUGCAAAAUAGAGAUGGAUGACAGUGAUGAAAGAAAUGUUCGUGUGUUUGUUGACAACAAGCUUGAAAAACGAAGUGUCCAUAACGUCAUCGCCACAAUUAACGGCGACGAAGAACCAGAUCGUUAUGUCAUACUCGGUUCCCAUCGCGACGCCUGGGUGUUCGGAGGGGUGGACCCCAGCACCGGACAGACUGUACUGAUGGAGACUGCUCGUCUUGUUGGACACCUUCGUAAGGAAAGUUGGCGUCCUCGCCGAACCAUCAUCUUUGCAAGCUGGGACGCUGAGGAGUACGGGAUUCUCGGGUCUGCCGAGUGGGUCGAGGAAAACGAGAAAAUCCUGAGUUCUCGUGCGGUCGCGUACAUCAACAUCGAUAGUGCGGUCACAGGUGCUGUCAGUUUUAGAGCUAAAAGUCACCCCCUACUGGACACAGGGAUUUUUGAAGUCACAAAGAAGGUUAAUGGUAUUGGUAAUUCAACUGAUAAUCUUUACGAAGAAUGGAAGAGGGAUGUACCAGAUGCUAAAAAUGAGCACCCGAGUGUUGAGACCAUUGGAUCUGGAAGUGACUACCUCUUUUUCAUUCAGCGAAUCGGAAUACCAUCAAUUGAUUUCAGAUUCGUUGGAAAUUCGUCUUCCUACCCUGUAUACCACACUCUCCACGAUACCUACCAUUACGUCACGAAGUUCCUGGACCCUGACAUGCGCCUUCAUGCUGCCGUCACCAAAGUCGCACUGCGCAUGCUCAUGAAACUCGCAGACUCACGUGUGGUCCCCCUGGACGUGAGGAGACUGGCCCGAGCAAUAGAUUCUUAUGGGAAGACUCUCAAUGAGACGUACUCUGAUGACCUGGCCAAGCAGAGCAUUACGCUUAAAUACGUCUUCGAGGCGAUCAGUGAAUUUAAGGACGCAGCGGAAGAUUUCUCAAAGUAUCUUGAAAAACUUGACACCAACGAUGCUGUGAAGGUGAUGAGAGCCAACGAUCGACUCAUCCAAUUGGAUCGCGCCUUCAUUAACACAGAAGGUCUCCCCAACAGGCCAGCAAUCAGGCACCUGGUGUACGCGCCAAGUGUGUUUAACCUCUACGCCGGUAGCAACUUCGCGGGUAUCACUGACUCCAUCUACGAGGCGAAGCACAACGGCAAGGACUGGGAACAAGUGAAGAAGCAGAUCUCCAUGGUGGUGCACGCAAUGCGGUCAGCAGUCUCCAUAUUCAAGCCACUGCCAGCCUGAGCAUGCACCAUCAUCGCACCCUGACCAGCGUUAGCUGCAUUGCAAGCAUGUGCAGUGAAGUUUAGGGAUUUAUAAUAUUCAUGACUCCGCACACCCUUAUUUAGAAAUGCUUUUUUCAUGUUCCUCUUUGCAAUCUACAAGGUAACCAAGCCUUAUUUUAAGGCAAAGGUUAACACGGCAUUGUUUGAGACUCGUAAAAGAAUGGUUUUAGGCCAAUUUUGCCUCCUAGGGAGGGACCUGUAAAUGAGCGUAGUACUUGCAUUUUCGGCUUCAGCAAUAUAAUACAAACUAUAUGGAGCAAAACAAAUCAAAUUCCCAUAACUCGUACUUCAUACAUGAUAACUUGGAACAGGCUAGUUUUAACAACUUUCAUGAAAACAGGAAUAGUCAAGUUUCUCCAUAUGGAUAUAAACUCAUGGUCAUAAACUCACACGAACUCCAAAUAUCGAUUAUAAUAUCCUUGCAGUUUUGGAUUAAUGAUAAAUGUAGCCUUCAUUCACAUAGUGUUUUCGACAAGAAGGAAAAUCUUUUACUAAAACGCGAAAAUCAACCAACGAAGUAGUUAGAUCACUUGAACAAGGAAAUUCUUGUGAGAGAAAUCACGAUAUCAUCGAUGUAUCACGCUGUGUCACGCCACUGUCAUGGUCACAGUAUUUAAUGUCACGCCAUAGUGACGUUUUUUUUGCAAUCUCUUAGUGAGGUUUUGUUGGUUUUGCAUACCAAGGAUACGAUAACUAUGAUAGCGUCAUAAAUAUCGAAUAAACAAAAACUACCCUUGACAGUCA